AUGAAGGAAGGGGAAUCAGUGAAUGAGUAUUUUGCACGGACUCUCACCAUAGCCAACAAGAUGCGGAUUCAUGGGGAAAAGAUGGAAGAUGUAGUGGUCAUCAAAAAGAUUAUGAGAUCCAUGACUGCUAAAUAUGACUAUGUGGUAUGCUCGAUUGAAGAAUCAAAUGAUCUUGACAGCUUGUCUAUCGAUGAACUGCAAAGCAGCCUGUUGGUACACGAGCAAAGGAUAGGGAGGCACACAGUGGAUGAGCAAGCUCUAAAGGUCACUCAUGAGGUGUAUCAAGGCGGGCGAGGUGGACGCAACAAUUUCAGAGGAAGAGGACGAGGAAGGGGUAGAAAUGGAUUUGACAAAUCCACUCUAGAAUGUUACAAUUGUCAUGAACUUGGGCAUUUUCAGUGGGAAUGUCCUAAAAAAGAAAAGGAUUCAAAAGGUUUCUACACAGAAACCAGUGAAGAAAUGUUGUUGAUGGCUUAUGUGGAUAUCAAGAAGGAUGACAGAGAAGAAUUAUGGUUCCUGGACUCGGGAUGCAGCAACCAUAUGUGUGGCAAGAAGGAUGAAAUCCGUGAAGCUAGUGAACAAUUCAAGCUUGGCCGUACUAGGAAAGGGAAAUGUUCGUAUGGAGGUCAAUGGAAUCAUCCAAGUCAUUACUGGAGUAUUCUAUGUUCCGGAUCUACGGAAUAA
Messenger RNA from Prunus armeniaca (apricot), 684 nucleotides. Lineage: Eukaryota; Viridiplantae; Streptophyta; Magnoliopsida; Rosales; Rosaceae. The record is from the annotation of a GenBank genome assembly.